Messenger RNA from Rhineura floridana, 909 nucleotides. RefSeq names its product C4b-binding protein alpha chain-like. NCBI's taxonomy places the organism in Eukaryota, Metazoa, Chordata, Lepidosauria, Squamata, Rhineuridae. Bases 1 to 909 code for a protein of 302 amino acids. The record is from RefSeq and is a predicted model, not a curated record. Gene Ontology annotation, biological process: negative regulation of complement activation, classical pathway. The transcript is spliced from 6 exons.
AUGCGGCCGUCGUCGUGGGAGCUUCUGCGGGUUCGUCGGUUCUUGGGGAUAGUGACGCUGGUGCUGCUGCCUCAGGAGACGGUAGGCCUUCUAUGUGCAGCUCCUCCAGAUAUUCCUGAUGGAUCUCACAGUGGAACUGGAAGUCCUUAUACUUAUGGAAUAGUGAUAACAUACAAUUGCAGUGAGAAUUUCUCGCUUAUUGGAGCACCCUCUAUUUCUUGUGGCGUAGAUAAUACUCAAGCAGUGUGGAAAGGAAAACUCCCCAAAUGCAAAGUGGUGAAAUGUAAAGAUCCAGUAAUUGAGCAUGGAAUAAUAUUAAGUGGAUUUGGACAUUUGUAUACAUAUGGCGACAAUAUCACAUUUGAAUGCAAAAUUGGAUAUUUUAUGAUUGGAAGUUAUUUGAUUCGAUGUGAGGAGAACAGUACUUGGUGUCCUGAGGUGCCAUCAUGUAAAAAAAUUCAUCCACAAUUAUGUGGUGCCCCAUUAAUUCCAAGUGGGGCUGUGCAUCCAUUGCAACAUCAAUACAAAAUUGGAAUGGUUGUUGCUGUAACCUGCAGUCGGCACUAUUCUUUUCCUGAUGAAACCAUGGAGAUGAGAGUAGCAUGCCAAGGCUACAAUUUGUGGGAUCCUCCUGUGCAACCUUGUUUCUUUAGAACUUCACCAGACACUUUUCGGCUGUCUAUCCGUAAUGGAAAAAUAGUCCAUGGGAAGAAAAGCAACUAUGAGCCUGGGGAUACGGUUACUGUUGAAUGUUCUGCUGGCUAUACAUUAAUAGGGCCCUCUGAGAUUCGCUACAUUGGCGGGAAGCAGUGGUCACCUAAAAUGCCAUCUUGUUCUCUUAACACAACAGCAAUUGAUGUGUUUAGUGUCGCUUCUACUUUUGCCCUUAAACAUGUCAACCAGCUGUAG